UGACAUACCAACGUAAAAAAACAUAAAAAACUAUGAAUGAGGAUUCAAGUGAAAAGGCUUUGCAAAGAGAAAGAAGACAAAGAAGACGGAUGAUAAUUAAUGGAAAAAGACAGCAACAACGACAUGAACCAAUUCCAGAAAUAACAAGGGAAGUGCACUCCAGUGAAAAGGGUUUACAAAGAGAACGAAGAAAAAGAAGACGGAUAAUAAUCAAUGAAGAAAUAAUAAGGGAAGUGCACUCCAGUGAAAAGGAUUUACAAAGAGAACGAAGAAAAAGAAGACGGACAAUAAUCAAUGAAGAAAUAAUAAGGGAAGUGCACUCCAGUGAAAAGGAUUUACAAAGAGAACGAAGAAAAAGAAGACGGAUAAUAAUCAAUGAAAAAAGACAACGGAGACGAAUUGAAUCAAUUUCAGGAACAGAAACUGAUAACAAGUACAAGGAUUUAGGCCCACCAGAGUAUGAAUGUCCAUAUUGCAGUGCACUAAUGUGGUAUGAAGAGAGGGUCAAAACAGCAAGCAAGAAAAACAGGACAGUCUUCAACAUGUGUUGUCGAGAGGGUAAAGUAAAACUGCCAAAACUUAAAGAACCACCAGAGCCUUUGGCGAAGCUGCUGGAUUACAUUGGGGGCAGAGCUGCCGCAAUAUUUAGACAGCUUAUUCGCAUGUACAAUGCAUGUUUUGCAUUUACUUCAAUGGGGGCCAAGCUUGAUGCUUCUGUAAACUCAACUCCCGGCCCAUAUGUUUUCAGAGUUAGUGGACAGAACCAUCACCUAAUAGGAUCACUUCUCCCAGUUGAUGACAAUCAGCCAGCAUUUGCUCAGCUAUAUGUAUAUGACAGUGCUAAUGAAAUUAGCAUGAGAGAAAGAGCUAUCUGCAAGCAUGAAAAGAGCCCGGAAUUGGAUUCAGACUUAGUUUCCGAAUUGAAAACAAUGCUUGACAAAGUUAACCCCCUAGCCCGAACCUUUCGUAAGGCACAAGAGAGAAUACAACAGUCAACGAAAACCACAUGGUCCAUCAGGCUGCUAGGUACAAGAGACAAAAAAAACAAGGCAUAUAACGCACCAACAUCAUCAGAGGUAGCCGCCCCCAUAGUAGGAGAUAUUGGCCACAACACUUAUGGAAGAGAUGUAAUAAUUGAACACAAAUCGGAGGGAUUACAAAGAAUCAGUGAGCUUCACCCAAGCUUCAUGGCUCUACAGUACCCAUUGCUUUUCCCAUAUGGUGAAGAUAGCUACCAUCUUGGGAUAGUUUACAGCAACGAAAAAGGGUCAGGAAGAGCCAAAAGGGAAUGUGUCACGAUGAGGGAGUAUUACGCAUAUAGGUUGCAGACAAGAAAAACUGAAGCACAAACUCUAAUCCGAGGAGGGCGAUUACUACAGCAAUUUAUAGUCGACUGCUACUGUGCAAUUGAAGAAGAAAGGUUUUCUUUUAUUCGUCACAACCAACCACAACUUAGGUGUGAAAUUUACAACAACCUAAGAGAUGCAAUGGUAAAUGGAGACACAACCGGGGCUGCAGUUGGAAAAAGAAUAGUUCUGCCAGCAUCAUUCACAGGAGGUCCAAGAUACAUGUACCAAAACUAUCAAGACGCUAUGGCAAUUUGUAGAUGGUACGGAAGCCCGCAUCUGUUCAUAACAUUCACUGCAAACCCAAAAUGGCCAGAAGUAGAAUCUAUGUUAAGUAAUAUAGAAGGACAAAAGCCGGAAGAUCGCCCCGAUAUCAUGGCAAGAGUGUUUAAGCUCAAGCUAAAACAAUUGAUGAAGGUUCUUAAAGAAGACCAUUACUUCGGAGUUGACGUGGCAGAUGUUGCCACCGUGGAGUUCCAAAAGAGAGGUUUACCUCAUGCACAUAUACUUCUAUGGCUAGAAGGAAAGGGAUUACAGCUCACGCCGGAAUACAUUGACAGUAUCAUACAUGCAGAAAUUCCGGACAAAGAAAGUAAUCCUGAAUUGUACGCUGCUGUAUCACGCUAUAUGGUUCAUGGACCAUGCGGUAGUGCCAAUCCAAAAUGCCCAUGCAUGAUCGAUAAGAAGUGCAGCAAGAAUUUUCCAAAGAAUUUCAAUCAAGAGACAACUAUUGAUAGCAACGGUCAUCCAAAAUACAGAAGAAGGGAAGACGGAAGGAUCAUUAAAAAAGGCGAUCAUCUUAUGGACAAUAGGUCAAUAGUACCAUACAAUCCAGGCCUACUUAUGAUGUUUGACGCUCAUAUCAAUGUGGAAUGGUGCAACACAGCACGGGCAAUCAAAUACCUUUUUAAGUACAUUUGCAAGGGACCAGAUAGGACAACCAUGAUCAUAACUGAUGACCAAGCUGAUGAAAUAAAAUCGUACCUUGAUUGUAGAUACAUCUCAGCAUGUGAGGCCGCAUGGAGAAUUUUUGAGUUUGAAAUUCAGGAAAGAAGUCCUGCAGUCAUACGCCUGCCUGUACACCUGGAAGGAGAACAAGCAGUUGUGAUAAGAGACAGCGAAAAUUUAAGCAUGGUAGUUAACAAAUCAGAUGUAAAUGAAACAAUGCUCACAGAAUGGAUGAAAACAAAUGCCAUUGACGAGAAUGCAAGGACCUUAACAUAUGCAGAAUUUCCUACAAAAUAUGUGUGGACAGACAUUGAACAGGUAGAUGAACUAGGGAAUAAAAAGAAGAAAAAGUCAUGGGCAGCCCGAGAACAACGCAAGGCCAUAGGGAGAAUCGCAUAUGUUCACCCUACAUCAGGGGAGAGGUACUACCUUCGCCUGCUUCUCAACAUUGUCAGGGGCUCUUUAAGCUUUCAGCAAAUUAGGACUGUUGUUGGACAUUUGCACCCUACGUACAAGGAAGCAUGCUAUGUUUUAGGCCUACUAAACAACGACAAAGAGUGGCGCGACGCACUACAAGAAGCAAGUCAGUGGGCGAUGCCAUACCAACUAAGGGAACUUUUUGUCACACUACUUUUAUUCUGCGAAGUAACUGAUGUAAAGACACUAUGGGAAUGCAGCUUCAAGGACCUCUCAGAAGACAUAGAGCGGAAGAAAAGGAGAUUAUUUAAACAUCCAGAGCUCAUACUUUCAGAAGAUCAGAUAAGGACAUACACGCUAUUGGAAAUAGAUAGGAUCCUGGUGAAAUUUGGAAAGUCCUUAGCAGAUUUCAAAGAGAUGCCACAACCUGAUUUGACGGGAGUGGAGUCCAUGGAUAACAGGCUUAUAGCAGAAGAAAGGCUCUAUGACAUCAAACAACUACAAGAAGAUUGGUCAACAAGAAUCAGGAGCUUGAACAAAGAGCAAUUAGAUGUUUAUGAUAGAGUAGUACAAGCUGUUGAAAAGGAUACUGGGGAGAUCUUUUUCCUGUAUGGUCACGGAGGAACCGGGAAGACAUUUUUGUACUGCACCAUCUCAGCAAGGCUCAGGGCAGAUCGGAAGAUAGUUUUAAAUGUUGCGUCAUCGGGUAUUGCUGCACUGCUUUUGCCCGGAGGAAGGACAGCUCACAGCCGGUUUGAAAUACCGAUAGACCUACUAGAGAAUUCAACAUGUAACAUCAAGCGCAAAACACAGUUAGCAGAACUCCUCCAACAUACAUCAUUGAUUAUAUGGGACGAAGCACCCAUGGACCACAGAUUCACAUUUGAAGCCCUUGAUCGCACUAUGAGAGAUAUAGUAGGAUAUAAGAAACCAGAGGCAGGAACUAAGUUAUUUGGAGGAAAGGUUGUAUUACUCGGAGGGGACUUUCGCCAAGUACUACCAAUAGUGCCAAAAGGAGGCAGGCAAGAUAUCGUCCAAGCGUCUAUAAACAGGUCCCACAUAUGGAAUUCUUGCAACGUGUUUGUUCUUAAACAGAGUAUGAGGGUACAAGAAGGGGAGGCCGAGACAGAGAAUUACAAAAAGAAUAAGAGGUUCAAUGAGUGGCUACUAGAAAUGGGUGAUGGAAGGCUUGAAGUACGAUCGGAGGACCAUGAAGCUGAAGGCACGUGGAUUGAAAUACCGGAUGAGUAUAUAGGUGACGUAGAUAUAUCUGAUCUACACGGGAUUGUGGAUACCAUUUACCCAAAUUUUGAGCAGAAAAGAUGUCAAGAGCAAUAUUUAAGGGAGAUGGCAAUACUCACUCCUUUAAAUGAUACCGCAGACACCAUAAACGAGUACAUGAUGGGUCUCUUACCCAUGGAAGAAAAGACAUACAAGAGCUGUGAUGAAGUAUGCUUAUCUUCGACUGAUGGCGAGCAACAGUUCACUGCAUAUCCCACUGAAUAUCUAAACAGUUUAAAGUUAUCAGGCUUACCACACCACGAGCUGAAGCUGAAAGUAGGAAUGCCGGUCAUGCUUCUCAGGAAUAUCAACCCACCACAGGGGCUGUGUAACGGAACUCGCCUAAUUAUAACCCACCUCGGAAAGUUUGUAAUCGAAGGAAGGAUCAUAACAGGAUCGAAACAAGGUAACAAAUAUCUAAUACCCAGAAUUGUCAUGACAUCGACGGACACCAAAAUACCAUUCAUCUUGAAAAGAAGACCGUACCCUUUAAAGCCUUGCUAUGCCAUGACUAUAAACAAAAGCCAAGGUCAGUCUCUCUCACAUGUAGGAGUUUACCUGCCAAAACCCGUUUUCAGCCAUGGACAACUCUAUGUGGCGGCAUCAAGAACAACUUCCCCGGAGGGCCUUAAGUUCUUCAUUGAUGAUUCCUUCCAAAAGUACAAAAGGCACACAAAGAACAUCGUCUACAAGGAAGUAUUUACAAACUUGCCAAGCAUGUUUAAGGAAAACAAUUGAUGGAUUCUUUUACUUGGAUGUUAUUAGAUGUUUUACUCUCUUUUUAAACAAGUAGUAAAAAGUAGUUGCUUAAAAACUCUGUAGUUAUUAAUAAUAAAUUAUGAUUGAGAUCAGUUACCAACGACCUACAUUAAAUCGAAAGAAAAUAGCAAAACAUAUUUCAUCAAAAAAACACUCAGACAAACAAACAAAUCAACAAAGACAAACAAAGAACUAAUCUAAGGAUUUAAUAUAGAAUCUGUGAAAGAAAGAAAUCUCAUCUAAUAUUGAGCCCAAACAAAAUUUAUUAUCUUCUACACUAACCAGUAAAUCUAACUCAGAAAUCUCAAUGUAAUACAUAGAAAUUGGAUGAAAUUGCAAAAAUUAGUGCAGCAAUAGUGAUAAUUCCAAGAAAUUGCUUAUCAAAAUGAAAAUGAAGAUAA
Messenger RNA from Spinacia oleracea (spinach), 5152 nucleotides. RefSeq lists its product as uncharacterized. The transcript is spliced from 6 exons. Gene Ontology annotation, molecular function: DNA helicase activity. Gene Ontology annotation, biological process: DNA repair; telomere maintenance. Bases 33 to 4730 code for a protein of 1565 amino acids. The record is from RefSeq and is a predicted model, not a curated record. Lineage: Eukaryota; Viridiplantae; Streptophyta; Magnoliopsida; Caryophyllales; Amaranthaceae.